Plodia interpunctella (Indianmeal moth) is the source of this 2881-nucleotide messenger RNA. RefSeq names its product Aldehyde dehydrogenase type III (gene Aldh-III). The transcript has 11 exons. Gene Ontology annotation, biological process: aldehyde metabolic process. NCBI's taxonomy places the organism in Eukaryota, Metazoa, Arthropoda, Insecta, Lepidoptera, Pyralidae. Gene Ontology annotation, cellular component: cytoplasm. The record is from RefSeq and is a predicted model, not a curated record. Gene Ontology annotation, molecular function: aldehyde dehydrogenase (NAD+) activity. The coding region runs from base 320 to 1858 and encodes 512 amino acids.
CAUUCCGCCGUGUUCAACCAAGAUCAUAACAAGAAGACCAACUUUCUUCAACAAAGUUUGUUUGUUGCAUGUUUAUCGAGACGGGAUUUUCCUUUCCUUGUUCUGUUCGUUCAUAUCGUUUCAAAAGUUGAGUAAACAGCUUCAUUUGUGAUUUUAUUUAUACUACAGAAUAUUCGUCACACUACUAAAAUAAAAAGGUCGUCAUACGAGUUACAGCUGUACUGUCUUAAGAUUUUGUAAAAUUGAUAUAUCCUAUAGAGGUAAAUUAAUUCAAUCAGAAAAUAAAAGUAGUGUUACAAGGGUGUAAACUUACGAAGAAAUGACUGUUGGAAACAUCAUGACUUCGAAACCCAAAACAGUAAAUAUAUCGGAGUCGGUCCAAAAAGCCCGCGAUGCAUUCAACCGCGGGGUGACGCGCCCCAUCGAAUGGCGGCGCAAACAGCUCCAGAGCCUGCUCAGGAUGUACCAGGAAAACACCCAGGCCAUGAUCGACGCCCUACACGCGGACCUGCGCAGGAGCAAAAUGGAAGCUGUCCUGCUCGAAGUGGACUACCUGAUCAACGAUCUUAAGAACACUUUACAUUAUCUCGACGAGUGGGUCAAGCCUACACACCCCUCGAAAGGCAUAGUGAACAUUCUAGACGAAGUGGUAAUCUACAACGACCCUUACGGCGUGGCUCUCAUCAUCGGAGCGUGGAACUACCCACUCCAGCUGCUACUCCUGCCAAUGGCUGGCGCCAUAGCUGCCGGGAACGCCGUCAUCGUCAAACCUAGUGAGCUGUCGGUGGCUUGUGCCAAGUUUGUCGUCGACAUGCUGCCCAAGUACUUAGACAAUGACGCAGUGGUGGUGGUCGAAGGAGGUCCCGAGGAGACUACCCAGCUUCUGAAGGAGAAGUUCGACUACAUCUUCUACACGGGCGGCACCAACGUUGGCAAGAUCGUGUACGAAGCGGCCACGAAGCAUCUGACCCCGGUCACUCUCGAGUUGGGUGGCAAGAGCCCCGUCUACAUUGACAACACGGUGGACAUAGUAGUCACAGCGAAACGGAUCCUCUGGGGAAAGUUCAUCAACGCUGGACAAACUUGCAUCGCUCCAGACUACGUCCUCUGCUCCAAGGAGGUCCAGGACCGGUUCGUGGAAGCAGCCACGAAGGUCCUGAAAGAGUGGUAUGGAGAGGACCCACAGAAAUCACCCGAUCUAUGCAGGAUUGUCAACCACAGGCAUUUUGGACGUCUGCAGGCACUGUUAGACGCCAGCAAAGGUAAAGUAGCCAUUGGCGGGAAAUAUGACGCGCAGGACAAGUUCAUUGAACCCACCAUCGUAGCCAAUGUGUCCGCGAACGACAAAAUCAUGGAGGACGAAAUAUUUGGCCCCAUCUUGCCCAUAGUGCCCAUAGAUAAUGCUUAUGAGGCAAUCAAAUUUAUUAACCAAAGGGACCAUCCAUUAGUACUAUACGCGUUCAGCAAUCAAAGCAACAUAAAAAAGUUGUUCGCUGAACAAACUCGGUCUGGCAGUAUCUGUAUCAACGACACGAUCAUGUUUUACGGCGUGGAGACAUUGCCAUUCGGCGGUGUCGGUAACAGUGGCAUUGGGGCGUACCACGGGAAAGCCUCUUUCGACACAUUCACACACAAGAAGAGUUGUCUGAUAAAGAAUUUCGCUGUGAUUGGGGAAAAACUGGCUUCUGGACGCUAUCCCCCAUACUCGGACGGCAAACUGAAGAUGAUCUCCGGUCUGAUGCGCAAGAAGUACGGGCCAUCGCUAAAGUUCGUGCCGUAUUUGCUCGCGUUCGCGCUCGGUGCAGGACUGUCCUACGGUGUCUUCGCUUGGAACAAGAUGGCUUCUGAAGAUUUGUAAAGUGACUGAUUUUGAUCUUCGAUGGAUGCCUUGAAAUUUGUUGGUAGACGGAUUGUGAUAAUUUUAUACCUUAGCUAUUAAGCUUUCUGUUCCAUUAUGCACAAACUUGCAUUUAUUGUUUUACUUAAAUUAUAUUUAUAAUAAUUUCAUAUUUAUUAAAACGUCAAAAUAUUGUGUGGCGCUAUUUUUAUAAAACUUUUCACGUAACUGAAUAUUAAGUUUGCUCUAUAUAUUUUAUUGAAUCGAAUAAAUAUUUUUGUCUAUUUUCAUUAGCACUUUAUAAUAUUCAAUUUGUUUAUUCAGACUGACUUGGCCAUUUAAAUUAAUCUAUAUAAGUGCUUGUGUAGUAUAUCUACUGAUUUAUUAUUUUUAAUUAAUAAUUUAAAAUUUGCCUUUUUAACUGAAUGGGUAGAGGAUAAGAAACAGAGAUUUUUUUUUAAUCUAAGAAGAAAACCUUGAUUUAAUAGAAGUCUUUGUAUGUGCUUUUGUGUUUGUAUGUGCUUCGUUUUUUUACUUAACGUUUUUUGUAAUUCUAGAUGUCUCAAAUUUGAUAUAAAUAGGGAAUGGCCGCGAACACCGCGUAACGAGAAUGUGGAAGCGCCUUUCACACGCACUCAUUCUCUUUCUACAUUCUAAUCUCUAUCAAUCUUAUAGAUUCAUAGAACGAUGAAUCAAGAUUUGCGCCAUGUUUGCCGAUUGAAAAAAAUAAUUAUGUAUAUGCUAUAUAAUAGUAUAAUUUUCAUAUUUUGGUUACAACAACAAUGUACUAUUUAUGUGUUAGUUAUGUUAUUUAAUAUAGGAGCGGAAAGCACCAAUGUUAUACUUAGUUACUAAGAAAAAAGUAACAUUUCGAAGGGGCCUUAUAUACAUGUCGAAUUUUGAGUGCUACUAAUAUUGAUUAAUAUACAAUUUUACUGUGUUAUAUUGUCGUACAGGCAAAAGAAAAACUAUCUAUAUUACCUAUUUCUAUUGCUAGUUAAAAAUACAUAUCAGGUUUAUUUAAAAUAAAUUAUUUUAUUUAAA